AUGCCGGUCCCGGCUGUUGGAAAGGAAGGCUACCCGCCUGAGGUUAUCGGCUAUGCGGAGCCGUGGAUAGUAUCUCCAGGCGAGUCGGUCGCGAUCAAGGUGUCUUGUACGGAACCAGAAUAUGCGUAUAGGGUAGUCCGGUUGAUCCAGGGUAUCGACAUUGAGCAUGCGCCGGAAAGGCGCGAGGAAGACGUGUCGCAGAUCCCCCGAGGUCGACGGAAUGGACGGAUCCAGAUCGCUCACCCAGGCUCGUACGGAUAUGUCAAUAACUGGAACACCCCUUCCCCAGCAGAUGGGCUAGAUGUCUCGCUCUACAUGCAGCCGUGGCUGGUGGAUUGCUCCCAUCCCCAGACACUGGUCUCUUCUCUGGACUUGGUGGGGAAGACUGGAUUCUCCAUCGUGCUGAACCGCCAAGGUUCAAUCGAAGUGCGGAUAGCAAUGGAUAACAAGGUCGAAGCUAUCAAUACUGAACUCAGACCGCGACAGAGAAACUGGACGAAAUUGGAGGUUCAAGUUCACGGUCGAUUACUCCGGGCGUCCUUGACUCCCAAGUCAUUCAGAGUGGAACCAGUGCCUGUCGCUGCGACGUAUGAGACACAAUUGCCGUGUGAACCACGGACUUCUGGCUCUGGUCCGCUUUUCAUCGCGGCGAGCCCAAGUAACGAGGAUAUCAAUCCUCAGAGUGGUCCCAAGCGGCAUGUGAUUGACUUUUUCAACGGCCGUAUCGCUGACCUGACGCUGAAAACAGGCAGCGCCAAUCCCUCCGUUCUCGCCAGGUAUGACUUCGCACUUCAAACACCAAGCGACAUUAUUGUCGACGCCUCGGGCCACGGUCUUGGUGGAGUUCUAAUCAACGCGCCUACACGCGCUGUUCGGAGUCACGACUGGGACGGAUCAGAGUGUGACUGGACCAAAGCGAAACGUGGCUACGGCGCCAUCCAUUUCCAUGAUGACGAUCUUGAUGAUGCAGGAUGGGACACGGAUUUCAGUAUCACAAUCCCAUCUGACGCCCGAUCUGGCGCUUAUGCAGUCGAGGUGGAAACCGCCAAUGGCCGAGAUAAAGACUCGAUCGUCUUCUUCGUGCGGCCGACCUCGUGGGCCUCGGACGUGUCGAGGAAAGUCUGCCUCGUCUUCUCUACAUUCACAUAUCUAGCCUACGCCAACGAACGCAUGUACGACACUUCGCGCCAAAACACGGCCGACCUCGGACCAGGCUUCGACAUUGACGAGACUCGGAAAAGCGGUGAGUUCUACAAGAUGCAACGCCGUUCGGACCUGGGUCUAUCCACCUAUGACCGCCACAGCGACGGCUCCGGGGUCGUUUUCUCGUCGUCAAAAAGGCCGAUCCUCAACGUCCGCCCGGGCUAUAUCAUGUGGGCGUUUUCUCGCCCGCGCGAAUUCUCCGCUGACCUCAUGAUGGUCGGGUAUCUGGAGCGCGAAGGGAUCCCCUACGAGGUCCUGACCGACCAUGACCUGCACGUACGAGGUGGUAGCGCCAUCCGGGGGUUUAAUACUGUCAUUACAGGCUCUCAUCCCGAAUACCCUAGUCCACAUUCAUUUGCCGCAUAUGCUAGCUUUGCCAAAGAAGGUGGCAACCUCAUGUAUCUCGGCGGUAAUGGCUUCUACUGGGUCACUGCACUCGACCCUGAUCGUCCCCACCGUUUGGAGAUCCGCCGAGGAGACGUGGGGGUGCGGCCCUACACGCUUCCAGGCGGCGAGCACGUCAACAGUCUUGACGGACAACAGAGCGGUCUCUGGCGCUCCCGGGGCAUGAGCUGUAAUACCCUAUUUGGCGUGGGAUUCUGCGCACAGGGUACUGGGCCGGGCGUUCCGUACAAACGGACCGAGGCGUCUCGGAGCACGCAGCUAUCCUGGAUGUUUGCAGGUAUCGGCGCUGACAUUAUCGGAGAACACGGCUUCGGCGGCGGCGCCUCGGGCGACGAGAUCGAUCGCUACGACGUGGAGAACGGCAGUCCCGAGGACGCCAUAGUCCUGGCCACGAGCAGCGGCCACAGUGACGACUUUGGCAUUGCCACCGAAGACCUGAAUUAUCCCGCACUGAAUACCCUCGGGACGCAGACGAGCUUGAUUCGAAGCGACAUCGUUUACUAUGUCGGCGCAGAAGGUGGCGGCGUGUUCAGCGUCGGAAGUAUCAAUUGGUACUGCUCGCUGGGGUGGGAUGGCUACGACAACAACGUCGCCAAACUGACGGGCAAUGUCAUCAGAGGGUUUCUGGCUGGAAAACGCUGA
Fonsecaea nubica is the source of this 2250-nucleotide messenger RNA. RefSeq lists its product as hypothetical. Lineage: Eukaryota; Fungi; Ascomycota; Eurotiomycetes; Chaetothyriales; Herpotrichiellaceae. Bases 1 to 2250 code for a protein of 749 amino acids. The transcript has 2 exons. The record is from RefSeq and is a predicted model, not a curated record.